CAGAGUGCUCCGUAGUGGCGAGUAGCCGCGGCGGUGACGACUGUGGCGGAGAAGGCCUGGAGGGGCUCUGCGUUCUGGAGUGGCGCUGCUUGGGCCCGUGGCAGGUUGCAGGCUGCUGGUGCUGGGGCUGAAGAGAACGGCGAGUGGGUUCGGCGUUGCCCGUCGGGGUCUCCGCAACGAUGAGUGCUGCCAGGGAGUCCCAUCCGCACGGGGUGAAGCGUUCAGCCUCCCCAGACGACGAUCUUGGAUCUAGCAAUUGGGAAGCAGCAGACUUAGGUAAUGAGGAAAGAAAACAAAAGUUCUUGAGACUUAUGGGCGCAGGAAAGAAAGAACAUACUGGACGUCUUGUUAUAGGAGAUCACAAAUCAACAUCUCACUUCCGAACAGGGGAAGAAGACAAGAAAAUUAAUGAAGAACUGGAGUCUCAAUAUCAGCAAAGUAUGGACAGUAAAUUAUCAGGAAGAUAUCGACGACAUUGUGGACUUGGCUUCAGUGAGGUAGAAGAUCAUGAUGGAGAAGGUGAUGUGGCUGGAGAUGAUGAUGAUGAUGAUGAUUCACCUGAUCCUGAAAGUCCAGAUGACUCUGAAAGUGAUUCAGAGUCAGAGAAAGAAGAAUCUGCUGAAGAACUCCAAGCUACUGAGCACCCUGAUGAAGUGGAGGAUCCCAAAAACAAAAAAGAUGCAAAAAGCAACUAUAAAAUGAUGUUUGUUAAAUCCAGUGGUUCAUAACUCCCAAACACUUAGUCUUUGUAUUAAAAGUAAGCCUUAUUGUUAUAAUGCACAGUGGAGGACUGCUUAUAGAGCACAGACCUUUGUAUUAUAAUUUUUAAAAAGGCCCUUUUAAAUAAUUACAAAGAGUGUUUGCUUUCAAAUGCCAUGGAUUACACUUUUAUGGGCAUGACUAUUAACCAUUUUUGUAAAGAGUAAGAGUUGUAUAAAAUAAGAAAUAAAUACAAUACUCAAUUUCUUUUCAUAUUAGCAUCAUCAAACCUCUAAUCUCACCUUUUUACCCCUUCAGAUAGUUACGGGGGAGACACUUUUGUGGUAGCUGUUUCAUCUUUUUUGUUCCUUCAUAUUUUUCUCUUAUAAGAAGUUUAUCUGAUACUGUAAUGUGUUCAUGAAAAAUAUUCAGUUAUUAUACUUUGUUGUAGUAGAACUAUUCAUCAUGGAUAUUUCUGCUGCCAAUAACAGUCUAAAUUGUUUGCAAAAGAUUAGGUACUUAGUUUACUCUUCCUGAUUCAGCUCUACUCUUUUGGACCAAAGCAACAUGAGAGCAAAUACUUUCACACUGGUUAAGAUGGAGUUGCAACUAUCAUACAUUUUGGAAUGCUAUGAUCCCAAGCAGUCUUUAUAUAAUUUGAAUUACAUUGUAUGUUAGAUUUUUGAUAAAUUUGGCCAAUUUUUACAGAAGAAAUUAUUUCUCUGAUUAUUUGGUCCUGUUUAGGAAUAUGUAAAACUGGAUUUUUUUUUAUGGUAAUAUGUGACCAAAGUUAAUUUUCUUCCUAAGCCCUCAAUAAAGAAAAGCAGUUUCCCAUA
Acinonyx jubatus (cheetah) is the source of this 1535-nucleotide messenger RNA. RefSeq names its product chromosome D1 C11orf58 homolog (gene CD1H11orf58). The record is from RefSeq and is a predicted model, not a curated record. The transcript is spliced from 5 exons. Lineage: Eukaryota; Metazoa; Chordata; Mammalia; Carnivora; Felidae. The coding region runs from base 180 to 728 and encodes 182 amino acids.